UGUGUGAAAAAGAAAGGGGUAGAAAGUGGAGAGUUGGCAGUUUAUUUAAGAAAAAAAAAGGGGUGGGAAGGUUCGCCUCGUAACAUCAGAAAUGCUGGUAUCGAACCAUCGCCGUUCGGGUAGAACAGUAGCGGCCGAAAAAGAGCACCAGCAGCAGCAGCAGCAGCAGCCCCACAGCAGCAGUUAAAGCGGCGUGUUUGUCUGAAACACGCACCACCCCCCUGCCCCCCCCCCCCCAAAACCUCCCUGCUAGCACAAACCUCCCACCAGCAUGGGCGACCACAAAAGCCAGAAGUCCGGAUCCGCCGGAGGAGCUGCAGCGGGAGGAGGAGGAGGAGGAGGAGGAGCACCCGGUAGUGGGCAUCCUUCAACAGUGGCCGCCUCAACCACGACCACGACAACAACGGCGGCUGCGGCCGCGCCAAUAACGACGCCACAACAGCAACACCACCAGCCACCCCCGCACCACCCUCACGCUCCUCAUCCGCAUCACCACCAGCAGCAACCUCCGCCACCGGGGCCACCACCCCAGCACCAUCCGCACGUGCCCCAUCCACAUCAUAUGCCGCCACAUCCGCCGCAUCCCCAUCAUCAUCCGCAUCACCAUCCGCCGCAUCCUGGCGCCGCGGGUGGACCCCCACCCCCACCAGGAGGGGCUGGUGGGGAGCAUCAGGCGGGACCACCACCACCACCAGGCCAUGGGCCACCACCACCACCAUUGCCACCGUCGCAUCCUGGUGGCGUUCAUCACGCGUCACCGUACGACCAUCACCAUCCCGGGGUGCCGGGUGAUGCGGGUGGUGCGGGUGGACCAACGGGUGGAAGUGGAAAGGACGAAGGUCCUCCACCGCCACCACCACCACACCAGCAGCAGCAGCACGGUGGCCAUCCACCACCAGGACCUCCACCACCGAUGGGACACCACCACCAUCAAAUGCAGCAUCAUGGGCAGGUGUAUGGGCAGCCCCCGCCACCCCCCAUGCAACACCAGCAGCAGUAUGCCCCUCGCUACCACCACCACCAUCCGCACCACCCGCACGAUCCAAAUGUGCCGGCUGGCGGUGCGCCGGAUCCUUACGCACACUAUCACGCGCAUCGGAUGGGAGCGGCUGCGGCCGCGGCUGCCGCCUCAUCCGGCCCCGGAGGUUCCCCUGGUGGUGGUGCCACCGGAAGUGGUGGCACUGGUGCUGGUGGUUCCGGUACACCACCACCACCACCACCGCAACAUCCCGGUGGAAAACCGGCCGCUGUUGCUGCUGCAGCGGCUGCAGCUGCUGCAGCAGCUGCUGCCGCCACCGGAAGUCCUAUCCAUGGCCGUCACGGUCGCUAUAUGCCUCAGCAAGGUGCCGCACCCGGUCCGGGGCAACCACCGCCACCGGGUGGUGCGGGUAAUGCUCCACCACCACCCGGUGGUCCUGCCGCUGGUGGUCCAACGCCGACACUUAACUCGUUGUUGCAAUCGCAUCCACCACCACCACCACACCCGGGGGCACCUCAGCACCAUCGCUAUCCACCGGGUGGUUACGAUCCAACGGUGCCACAAUCGCAACAGCAACAACCACCACCGCCCGGAGGUCCUGGCCAGCCGCCGGGACCUGCUGGAGGACCGGGACCGGGGCAGGGACAGCCGGGUAUGCUGCCGUACCAUGGGGGUCAUCAGCAGCAGGGUUGGGCUCCACCACCGAGACCCUACAGCCCGCAUUCGCAACCGUAUCGACCUCCGCCACCGGGUAACACCGGACGGGGACAAUCACCCUACCCGCCGGUCCCCCCGGGACAGGCCCCCGGCAGCUACCCGCCGCCACAGCAACCACCCACAAGCCAGGGCAGCCAACAACCGCCCGGUCCUCCAGCACCAGGCGCAGGAGCAGGAGGACCCCCAGGGCAGGGACCACCGCCGGCGGGUACCCCUGGUGGGCCCGCUGGCGGAGGAGCGCCCGGUCAAUCACCGCAACAUCAUCCGCCCACGUCACAGGGCCCAUCCGCCAACACGCAGUAUACUCCCUAUCAGCCUCAGCGCUAUCCAACACCUGGUGGUCCUAACGCGCCCAACCACAGGACACCGUAUCCUCCGCAUCAGUACGAACCGGUCAGAUCGUGGCCAUCGCCAGCUGCCAGUCCAGGACCGGGCCCGGGACAUCUGCCUCCCUCACCACACGGGCCACCGCAGAGUCCUGGACAGCAGCAACAACAGCAGCAGCACAGUGGCCCAAGUCCUUCGCCGCAACCGCCACAGCCAGCUCCAUCACCGCAUCAGGACUCGACGGGUCAGAACAGUAAUGACAGCUCGACGGGAGGCGCCGGUGGGCCUGGAAACGCGCAAGGACCGGCAGGUGUCCACGGUGCCCCCGGUACGCCCAACUCCUCCUCUUCGUCGUCGUCUCAGGGCAUGAGGCCAACACCGUCACCGACCGGUUCUGGUAGCGGAUCACGCUCUAUGUCGCCGGCAGUAGGCCAGCAAAGUAUUUCGAUGCCUCCUCGUCCAUCCAGCAGUCACUCGCAAGGUCCAAACCAGCAGCAACAGCAGCAAGGUCCAAACCACCAGCACGGUGGCACCAACAGCAACAGCAACCUGGUGCACGGUAAUCAAUCGCAAGGACCUCCAGGACCGCCGGAUCAUCACGCGCGUGUCGCAUCACCGAAUCGUCCACCGUCGGCUUCGUCACAGCAGCUACCCCCGGUGUCAGGGGCCUCCUCAGGUUCCUCCUCGUUGCCUCCCUCCUCCCAAGCAGGUGGAGCACCAACACCAGGCUCAGCAGCAGCAGCAGCAGCAGCAGCAAUGGCCGCCCAAGGCUACCAGGCGCAACCGCCCCAUCCACCGCACAUGCACGGUCCGUACAAGAUGGGCCCAGGCGGUAUGCCCCCGGGAACCGGCCCCGGUCAGCAGAUGUCCCCGUAUCCACCUCCACCACCACACCAGCAACCGCCACCGCCGCAGUCGCAGCAGUAUUCACCACACUCGCCCGCGAGUUACUCGCCGCGUCCGCAGUAUCCGGGUGCGUACGGACCAUCACCACCGGUUCCGGGACCCCCUCCCGGUACCCAAUCACCCCAGCAGCAGGGUCCGCCGGGUGGUGGUGGACCACCACCACCUCAUCCGGCACCGGGAAGUUACCCCGGUCAACACCGGAUGCCGAAUCACGUGGGUGCGGGAGGGCCACCCCCACCACACGCGCAGUACCCUCCGCAUCAGUAUCCGCAUCAACCGCCAAGCCCGUGGGGACCUCCGCACACGCAGGCCGGUGGUCCGGGUGGAGCCGGUGCAGGUGGUCAUGUAAAUAAUCAUGUACAGCAGUCGCAGCAGCAGCAGCAGCAGGGUCAGGGUGGACCUCCAACACCCGGUGGGGGUGGUGGUCCACGGCAGGGUAAGGGAAUGCCACCGGGACCACCGGGUGCAGCCGGUGUGCAUCCCCAAUCGCCCCAGCAACAGCAGCAACAACAACAACAACAUCCGCAACACCACCAGGCGCCUCCACCGCAUCAUCAGCCGCACCACCAGCCACAUCAUCAACCGCCAGGGCACCAUCCGGGCCAGGCGCAAUCGCAACAGGGCCAAGGACCUCCACCACCCCAGAGCGGGUCGCCGCAACCGCUCAACUACCUGAAGCAACACCUCCAGCACAAGGGCGCGUACAGUGGUGCGCCAAGUCCAACACCACCCCCGCCCGGGCAGGGUUAUGGCAACGGGCCGGGUAUGCAUCCGCCGAUGGGUCCACCUCACCACAUGGGUCCACCGAUGGGUUUGCCACCACCACCGAAUGCGAGCAGUAUGGGUCCACCACCACCGGCUGGAACGCCACCUAAUCAAUCACCCUCGGGGGCUGGGAGUGGGGGUGGGGCCGUUGUCGGGCAUCAACAUCCGUCGCAACAACAACAGGAUGGUGGACAUCCGCCGUCACCACACCAGCAGCAGCAGCAGCAACAACCACCGCCGCCACCGCAACAACAAUCGCCCCAUCCAGGCCAGCAGCAGCAACAGCAGCAGCAGCAGUCUCAGCAACCGCAACAACCGCCCCCAUCGCCACAUCACCACCCACACGGUCCACCACCACCGCCGCCCCACGUGCAGCAACAUCCGGGUCAUCAUCCGGGAGCCGAUUUGCCGCCGCAGCCACCGCACCAUGGGCUGCUGGCCGGGGCAGGCCAGGACAAUGGCGUGAUGGGGGGUGCGGGAGGUGGAGCGGGCGGUGCCGCAGGUCCACACCAUCACCAUCACCACCAUCAUCAUCAUCCAGUUACCUCACUCGUUACAACGGGACCUGAUGGCGCUGCACUCGACGAAGCCAGUCAGCAGAGUACCUUAUCCAAUACCUCAGUAGCUUCUGGAGAAGAUCCGACGUGCUCGACGCCGAAAUCGCGGAAAAAUGACCACUACAACCAAAGCCAUCUGACGAGCACCAACACACCGUCGUCGUCGAACGCGUCACCCGGGCCGCACAACGCGCACGAAGACUUCGAGCUCAACUCGUCCCCGACGUCCUGGCCCCGGACGCCAGCUAGUCCAGUAUUUAACAGUCACGUUCCUCCCACGCCGGAGACUCCUUUUAGAUCAACUAAGAAGUCGGAUAGCCUGAACAAGCUGUACGAGAUGGACGAUAAGCCGGAUCGGCGCGUAUUCCUGGACAAGCUGUUAGCGUACAUGGACGAGCGGAGGACACCUAUUACGGCUUGCCCGACGAUUUCGAAGACCCCGCUGGAUCUGUACAAGCUGUACGUGUACGUGCAGGAGCGCGGCGGAUUUGUUGAGGUGUGUAAGGUUACCAAGAGCAAAACGUGGAAGGACAUCGCUGGUAUGUUGGGCAUUGGUGCGAGCAGCAGUGCGGCCUACACGCUUCGGAAGCACUACACUAAGAACCUGCUGCCGUUCGAGUGCAAGUUCGACCGGGGUGGCAUCGAUCCGGGUCCAAUCAUCGCGCAGGUCGAGGCCGGUUCGAAGAAAAAGUCCGCCAAAACGACCUCAGUACCGUCGCCUGGUUCUUCGAAUUCACAAGAUUCGUUCCCGGCGCCCGGCAGCAGCAGUGCCUCGAUGGAUGGUUACGGACCGUAUCCUGGCAGUGGUUAUCCGCCAGGCUCGACGCCGGAUUACGUGCAACAACAGCAGCAACAACAGGGUGCCCCAGGGGGACCUCCGGGAGCAGCUGCGGCCGGUGCGCAACCGGGUCCCGGUCAGCAGCAACCUCCGCAGCCUCAGCAGAGGCCACCAUCGCAACAAAGCGGCACUCAGUCUCCCCAUCCAGGUUCGGCACCGCCUGCCUCGGGCGAUAACAUUAGCGUGAGCAAUCCCUUUGAUGAUCCCGUGGGUCCACAGCGUCCCCCGUAUCAGCAGGGUGCUCCCUAUCCACCGGUUUCACGUCCUCAAGGCGCUCCGGGAAGCUACGGGCAACCGGGAAGCUACGGCCAGUAUGGAGCCCCGGAUCAGUACGGACCGGCAGGUGGCGCACCACCUGGACAGUAUCCACCGCCACCGGGCCAGCAAGGACAAUAUCCGCCCACGAAUCGUCCCCUCUAUCCACCGUACGCACCGCCGGAAGCUGGAGAAGGAUCUCUCUACAGGGGCACACCACCGGCAUCGGCGAGCGGGGUCGGAGGUCCACCAUCGGCUGCCGAUCCUUACCGAGGGUAUGGUGGCUCACCAUACCCGCCACCACCUCAGCAACGCUCGUACCCGCCUCAACCCCAGCAACAACCCGUCGUUAGUGCGGCCCCGGGAGUUCCGCCUUCGGGGACACCGCCGAUCCCUGGCCAGGCUGGCGCAGCAUCAACCGGUCAGGUGCCUCCGGGUGGUCCAUCGUCGCAGCAGCAACAGCAACAACCGCAGCAGGUGCCACCACCACAACAACAACCCGGCGCCCAAGGACAACCGGGAGCGCCCGGUGGCUAUCCGGCUCCGGUGGGACAACCAGUCCCGCAAUCGGCAGCCGACUACUACCGACAGCAGCAGGAACAGGCUCUUCCCUACCCACAGCCGAACCAGCCCCGGCGUCAUCCGGACUUCGAGAAGAGCCAGCAACCGUAUCCUCCGUACCAGCAGCGGCCCCAGAUGUACCCAGGUGGUUGGCAGGCGGGUCCUGGUGGUCAAUAUCGAGGCCAGUAUCCUCCUCAGAGUCCCCAGCAGCAGUGGGUUCACAACGGUCCCAGACCAAGCGGUCCACCAGGACCACCGGGAGCGGGAGGACCUCCGGGUGUACCUCCGGGAGCUCCGAACCAAUGGGGAGCGGCCGCGGACGUUAAUCGCUAUCCUCCCAGUCAACAGCAGCCUCCGUAUCCAACACAUCAGCAGGGACAACAGCAACCGUGGAACCAGAUGCCUCCGACAUCGCAAAACUCACCUCUCCGUCCGCCGUUACGCGGUGGUAAACCGUAUCCACCGAUGGCAGCAGCGGGUCCGGGAGUUCCGACACCGCCCGGUGGUAUGCCUGGCAUGCCACCGACCAGCAUCAGUGCGCCUCCGCAACCCCCAGGUGUGCCGGGUGGACAACCAGGAUCGGUGGCAGCUUCCGGUCCGGUAGUUCCUGUGAGCGGUGGACCAGCGGUUGUUCCUUCCCCGACGGGUGUAGUACCGGGUAGUGGCGUUCCGUCGUCGGUCGGCAGCGUCGGUGGUGUUGUUCCUGGAUCUGCACCAACGGCAAGCGCAUCUCCGGCGAUUGGAGUGAAAGCUCAACCCACCACGCAAGGUGGCGUCCAAGCACAACCGGCUGGAGCGAAUUUUCAACCACCGGGUGGUGGUGGCGUGCAGGCAAAGCGUGACAUUGUGUUCCCAACCGAUAGCGUGGAGGCGACAAUGCCGGUUUUGUACCGCCGAAAGCGCAUCACCAAGCUGGACAUCGGUCAGACCGACGCGUGGCGAAUAUUCAUGGCCCUGCGAUCCGGCCUGCUGGUGGAGAGUACGUGGGCGUUAGACGUGCUGAACAUUCUGCUCUUUGACGAUUCCUCGGUGGCCUUCUUUGGGCUGGCGCACAUGCCCGGUCUGCUGAAUCUUCUGCUGGACCACUUCCAGAAGAGCUUGUGCGAUAUGUUCGAAAGCGGCAAGAAGGAGGGCACGACAAACCGGUUCAGUGUCGAGGGAGCUAGCCGACCAGCGGCGCUGUUAGACCGACCACGGGAAGACGGAGACGAAGAGGACGCGCGAGGGGAGAACGAGCGAGAACGAUCCGCCAGCGCCAUGGUGGAUGCGUCGAUCGAGGUGAUGACUACCACCGAAACGACGAUCAAGCUCGAACCGAUGAUGACGACGUCAACGAUGACGGCAACGACAACGAUGACCACUACGACCACCGUGAUAAAGCAGGAGAAGCUUGAGAACGGUCUGCCGGAAAACGUUUCCCAUCACAAUGGCACGUUGGAGAAUGGCGAUGGAAAAGCGCUUACCCGGUGGCCCGGCACGCAGCUGGAACGGAAACGCAGCUCCCAGUGUUACGCGCGGCGUGUCACGAAACGGCGCGAACUGGGUGAGGAACUGGAUCUUGAUCUUGGCUCGGUGAAGAACCCUCCGAAUCCGGACGAGCGAACGCUGAUCCUGACGGCGACGACAAACUACACGAUGGCGUCCCGAAAGGGCCGCCCGGUGAAGAUUCACCCGGCGGAGGAUGACGUGUUUGUGCUGGAUCACCGACGGGACUGGGACCGUGCUUCCGAUUAUCAGUACCAGCGUGACACGGAAGUCGGUGGUGAUCCGUGGACGGCGGGUCACACGGAUCCGGAUCCGCAUGACUACAUCAUGGACACGUUCCGGGCCGAGUUCGUUAACAUUCCAUUUGCAAAGUACAUCAAGACUAGCGCGAAGUACGCCGAGGCUGCUGCCGCUGCCCAGGCCGCGUCGGACGGGAAACAGUUGGCAACCAACAACAACAACUACAGCAGCACCAACAACAAUAACAACAACAACAACAACAAUAGUGUGAAGUGUACGAGCAAGAACGAGGAGGAAGGCAACGAUGCAGCAGAAACGAUAGCGGAGAAAACGACGACAACGAAGGCGACGAAGAAUAAUGCGUCCGAGGAAAAUGCGCCACCGGUGGCAAUGGAUGUGGACGAAACCGAACACCUUUCGCCGCCAAAGCGAAGGAAAGAGGACGCAUCGCUGACGACACCGCCAACGUUACGCACCCGCAAGGAUCACCACAUCGCGCGGCUGAUGAACGGCGAGAGUGAGGAGGAAGAAGCGAAAGAAAAGCCAGACGGCGGUGAUAAGAUAGUUAAGAAUUGUAUAGUGAAGAAGGAAAAAUCGGCAUCGAGCGACAAAUCAUCGGGCAGUGAAACGGAAGACGGUGGUGGUAAAGCGGCCACAGCGACGCGAACCGCAACACCGAUCGAUGCGGAUUGCCGUGAAAUCGAUAUGGAGCUGGAAAAGAGCUCGAGUCUCUCGAACGGACCUCAGGACGCGACGAAAGCCGACAACAACGGCAAGCCGCCGACUGUUGGCACCGAUGUUGCGGCGUGUGAGGGCAACAAUCACCACCACCUGCAGCAAGAGUUACGGCCGGAAAGCGAAGGCGUCAAGUCACCCGCUGCCGGGGUGAUGGUGGAAAAAGACAAGAACGCGGGUGGUGACGUGGAGAAGAUGGAGGUGGACGACGGUGAAGAGCAGGAGCAGUUGGCUGCCGAGAGGACAUCCGAGUUGGCGAAGGCUUUCGAUGUUGCUGAAUCGGUCCGGGAUCCUGCGCGGGUGCUUAAGCGCCGGCGAAUGAGCGACUACGAGGACGAGUGUUACACGAGGGACGAGGCAAGCCUGUACCUGGUGACGGAGGGGCAGGACGCGUUGGCCCGCCGCUGCGUAGCCAUCUCGAACAUCCUGCGCAAUCUCACCUUCCUGCCGAACAACGAGACGGAAUUCUCAAAAUCCUCCCGCUUCCUGGCGAUCCUCGGCAAGCUGCUGCUGCUGAACCACGAACACCCGAUGCGAACGAAAAAGACGCGCAACUACGAUCGCGAGGAGGACGCAGACUUUUCCGACUCGUGCAGUAGCCUGCAGGGUGAGCACGAGUGGUGGUGGGACUUCCUGGUGCAGAUCCGCGAAAACAUGCUGGUGGCGACGGCCAACAUUUCCGGCCAGCUGGAUCUAUCGCGCUUCGAUGAGCCUAUCUCGCGGCCAAUCCUUGACGGGCUGCUACACUGGGCCGUCUGUCCGUCGGCACAUGGUCAGGAUCCGUUCCCGACGCUUGGACCGAAUGCGGCCCUGUCUCCGCAACGUCUCGCGCUCGAGGCCCUUUGCAAGCUGUGCGUAACCGACGCCAAUGUGGAUCUGGUUAUAGCGACACCACCGUUCUCGCGUCUCGAGAAGCUGUGCACCGUGUUGACGCGUCAUCUGUGCAAGAACGAAGAUCAGGUGUUACGGGAGUUCUCGGUGAACCUGCUGCACUAUCUGGCGGCCGCCGAUAGCUCGAUGGCACGGACAGUCGCGAUGCAGUCCCCGUGUGUGUCUUAUCUGGUGGCGUUCAUCGAGCAGGCGGAACAAUCGGCACUCGGUGUAGCCAACCAGCACGGUAUCAACUUCCUGCGUGACAAUCCCGACUCCAUGGGCACCAGCUUGGACAUGUUGAGGCGAGCCGCUGGUACGCUGCUACACCUAGCCAAACACCCGGACAACCGGCCGUUGUUCAUGCAGCAAGAGCAACGUCUGCUGGGUUUGGUCAUGAGCCACAUACUGGACCAGCAGGUGGCGCUCAUAAUAUCGCGCGUGCUUUACCAGUGCUCUCGGGGGACGGGUCCGCUGACGACGAUGGAAAUCGAGCUGGGCGGUAAGACGAGCCUUGGUACUUCUUCUAGCUCUUCUACUGCUGCUGCUGCAUCGUCGACGUCCUCUUCCGCGGCAAUGGUGGAAUCGAAAGGAGCAUCAACUUCCGGUGACGCGAAGACAACAGCAACACCAUCGCCAUGUUUGACGCCAUCAAACGGCGGUGGUCCAUCAUCACCUAGUGCGCCAAGUAGCGGUAGUGGAGCUUCAACACCAAACGCAGGUACGUCACAGGUGACGGCGACGAAUGGACUAGCUGGAACGGACGAAUUUGCCACUCCAUCAACACCUUCGUCCUCGUCGACGUCAUCGGUUGCUGUCACCGAAAAUGUGCACCCCAAUCGAUCGACUGGUGAGAAUGCUUCAUCACCAUCGUCGGCGACGGAGGAAACCGGUGCUGGAUCGACAAACUCCACCGAAAUGGGUGCGGCUUCGAUGACUCCGAGCACUACACCCUCGUCACCGGUUGCAUCACCCGUCACGGGAGACGGAUCGGUGUGCACCACCGGGGCGGCGGCUGCUUCUGCGACCAGCAACAGCAGCAACAGUAGCAGCAGCACCAAUAACAACAGCAGCAGUAGUAGCACCAAUAGCAACAACAGCAGUAGCAACAGUAACAACAUUAGCAACAACAGCACGAGUACUGUGCCGACGAGUCCUUCGGCGGUCCCUCAACCGGCGGUGACCGCAACCUCGCCCGCUGCUGUUGCUUCCGCGCCGCCGCAACAAUCUUCGCAACACCCGAUAACGGCUUCGUCGUAGUGGAAGCAGAACAGCCGCCUGACGCCAGCAGCACUAUCAUAUUCAGGGUCAUUAUCGGCACCGCUGGCGACUCAUCUCGAUCGCAAAGUGGUGUGAUGGGUAGCAGCUAGCGGGGGA
Anopheles nili is the source of this 10612-nucleotide messenger RNA. RefSeq names its product trithorax group protein osa (gene osa). Gene Ontology annotation, biological process: regulation of transcription by RNA polymerase II; positive regulation of DNA-templated transcription; chromatin remodeling. Gene Ontology annotation, molecular function: DNA binding; nucleosome binding. The coding region runs from base 272 to 10495 and encodes 3407 amino acids. NCBI's taxonomy places the organism in Eukaryota, Metazoa, Arthropoda, Insecta, Diptera, Culicidae. The transcript is spliced from 17 exons. The record is from RefSeq and is a predicted model, not a curated record. Gene Ontology annotation, cellular component: SWI/SNF complex; nucleoplasm; brahma complex.